Molecule: messenger RNA, 546 nt
Organism: Macrosiphum euphorbiae (potato aphid)
Lineage: Eukaryota; Metazoa; Arthropoda; Insecta; Hemiptera; Aphididae
Source: the annotation of a GenBank genome assembly
AUGAUUUUGACUAUAAGUAGUUUGUUGAUGAUGUUUGCUAAUCUCAUGCAACAAACAAAAAAAAUUAUUCAAGAGAAGUAUUUAAAAAAUGACAGCGGAAAUACUACGGCAAACCCAAUCGCAAUUGAGGCUACUGAUGAACAACUCGACGAAAAAACACAUGAAUUGAAGGACCAAAUCUAUGAUAUUAUUAGAACAAUUAAGGAUCCGGAGAAACCAGCUACGCUGGAAGACCUUAGUGUCGUGUAUGAAAAUGGAGUAGAGGUAAUUAAUCAAAGAAACUUGAAACUAUAUACUGUCCGAAUUGAAUUUAAUCCUACAGUACCACAUUGCAGUUUAGCUACUUUAAUUGGCCUUAGCAUAAGGAUUAAAGUUAUAAGAUCUAUUUUGGAGAAUGUUAAAUUGGAUAUAUACAUUAAAGAAGGUGCUCACACAACUGAAGAAGAAAUUAACAAACAAAUAAACGAUAAAGAACGUGUUGCAGCUGCAAUGGAAAAUCCAAGUUUAAGAGAUGUAGUGGAAAAAUGUAUAAAAGAGGAAGAAUAA